Messenger RNA from Emiliania huxleyi CCMP1516, 231 nucleotides. RefSeq lists its product as hypothetical. Gene Ontology annotation, molecular function: ubiquitin-protein transferase activity. The transcript has 2 exons. Gene Ontology annotation, biological process: protein ubiquitination. The record is from RefSeq and is a predicted model, not a curated record. NCBI's taxonomy places the organism in Eukaryota, Haptophyta, Isochrysidales, Noelaerhabdaceae. The coding region runs from base 1 to 231 and encodes 76 amino acids.
AUGAGCGACCCGGUGAUGGCGGCGGACGGGCAUGCUUACGAGCGGACGGCGAUCGAGCGCUGGCUCGCGACCAAGUCGACCAGCCCGCUGACGGGCGGCGAGCUCGAGCACAGCAUCCUGGUCCCUAGUCACAUGCUGCGCCGGAUGAUCCGGGACUGGGAGGGGGCGCGCAAGGCAGCUUCCAUUUCACUGUGGUCUGUGGCACAGUCGCGUUACAAAACCUUGAUUUGA